Messenger RNA from Hyla sarda, 1037 nucleotides. It is a transcript of the gene TNFRSF17, whose product is annotated as TNF receptor superfamily member 17. Lineage: Eukaryota; Metazoa; Chordata; Amphibia; Anura; Hylidae. Bases 1 to 606 code for a protein of 201 amino acids. Gene Ontology annotation, biological process: tumor necrosis factor-mediated signaling pathway. The transcript has 4 exons. The record is from RefSeq and is a predicted model, not a curated record. Gene Ontology annotation, molecular function: signaling receptor activity.
AUGGGUGAACAUUGUCCAGCAAGUCAGUAUUACGAUGGAUUACUGGGAUUUUGCCAGCCCUGUCGGCUUCGCUGUACAAAUCUUCCUUCUGAUUGUCUCAAAUUCAAUCCCUGCCCACGGAGAACAACUAAUGUCCCAGUGACGCACAAAGAGGUCCCGACCUCGAGUGUUGGGAUCACAAUAACAUAUUCAAAAGGCCCUGAUAGCCCUCAGGCAGCAGAUAACAAUAACUACAUGCUUUGGUUGGUGUUGGCAUUGUUUGUUGUGGCAAUAUCAAUUGUAUUCAUUGUAACAAUUAUGCUGCAUAGAAAUCGGAAGCUGCGUGCAGGUUAUUUUGCUGAUGCCUGUAGCAACGUUACAACUAAAUCCAGAUUUAACAGUGAUGAAUCAGAACAAGACCAGUACAAUGAAAUAAAGAAGCCAGUUGCAGAGAGUGAAGAUGUGGACAGUCCUGUGAACGACAAUAGUUAUGACAAUGCUCUGUCUAACUACUUGUUUCCUUUGCCGGCUGAAGAGGAAGGAGCUGCUAUUCUUGUCACCACAAAAACAUCUGCUUGUUUUAAUCCUGGGCCAGGUGUGAGGGGAGAUGCUUUUGUGGAAAUAUAACAUCACAAUGUUCUGUCGUGGAUGAAGACAACAGGAGACACCUAGAGCUCUGUACCUGUUGUAUCCAUUUAUAUGCUAAGACAUUACAGUUAGGACUUUGAUGCUACUAUCUUUGUCAGGAGGACAUUAUUUAACGUGGUACCUCAUACUUUGUAUACUUAUAUGAAAUGCAUGUCAGACUUGCCGGGUGUUCUUCAUACCAAACAUAAGCUAGGCUUGUCUUCAUCUGGGAAAAGGUUGAGUUCACUGCCCCAUUCCUUAUCAAAAUGACUUGUAACCACCCCUGCCUGUUAGUCCCAGCAGCUACCUUUGACAUGUCUCUGUUUUUAUAAGUAGAGUUACACAUUACCUGUCAACCCACUCCUGAUUAUGUGUCAUGUCCUGGAUUUAUCAAACUGUGAGAAAGAAAAACUUUCUGGUUUUGCCUAUAA